AUGGGGAUGAGGCGCUUCAAACUUCUUCUUUCGAUUGCAUAUUCUCUGCGCCACUUCUUCCAGCACUUCCACUGCUGCAACGCUCAGCAGAAGGCUCCUGGGUGGCAUGGGUUCAACCCUCUCGUUAAGAGAAAACACGACUUCCAGUCCCUCGUGGUCAGAGUACGGGAAAUCCUUGCCGGGAAUAUUGCCCGACAGAGCCAGCCGCUUGCUCUGCAGUUACAUAUACACACAACACAUUCAGAACAGAUAAGG
Geodia barretti is the source of this 255-nucleotide messenger RNA. The record is from the annotation of a GenBank genome assembly. Lineage: Eukaryota; Metazoa; Porifera; Demospongiae; Tetractinellida; Geodiidae.